Molecule: messenger RNA, 8792 nt
Organism: Harmonia axyridis
Lineage: Eukaryota; Metazoa; Arthropoda; Insecta; Coleoptera; Coccinellidae
Gene: Itpr
Product: inositol 1,4,5-trisphosphate receptor
Exons: 29
Coding region: 198-8477 (2759 amino acids)
Biological process (GO): calcium ion transmembrane transport
Cellular component (GO): endoplasmic reticulum; membrane
Molecular function (GO): inositol 1,4,5-trisphosphate-gated calcium channel activity; inositol 1,4,5 trisphosphate binding
Source: RefSeq, a predicted model, not a curated record
ACAAAAGAAAAACCAAAUUAACUACUGUCAAUUCUGCAGGAUUCAUUGGUUUCUACUGCUGAUAUCUGCAGUUCGGUUGUUGAUAUGUUUAGACCAGUUCAUUGCUAAGUUUAGCAGGAUAAAAUUGUAUUUAAAAUAUUGAAUCUCUACAAUGAUUGGAAUUUUUCCAUUGAAAAUUCAUCUAUAAUUUCUUGAAAAUGGUAGAUAUAGGUUUGUCUAGUCUUCUGCAUCUAGGGGACAUUGUUUCCCUUUAUGCAGAAGGUUCAAGUGCAGCUAGUGGAUUUUUGAGUACACUGGGUUUGGUUGAUGAUCGUUGUGUUGUUUGUCCUGAAGUAGGAGAUUUGCUCAACCCUCCAAAGAAGUUCAGAGAUUGUUUAUUCAAAAUAUGUCCUAUGAAUCGAUAUUCUGCUCAAAAACAAUUCUGGAAAGCUGCAAAACAAAGUAUGACAUCCAACACAGAUACCAAUCUGCUCAAAAGGCUUCAUCAUGCUGCUGAAAUCGAAAAGAAACAAAAUGAAAGUGAAAAUAAAAAACUCAUGGGAAAUAAUGUCCCAUACGGUAGUGUUGUACAGUUAUUGCAUCUUAAAUCUAAUAAGUAUCUCACCGUCAACAAACGUUUACCAGCUCAGUUAGAACGAAAUGCUAUGAGAGUAUACCUUGACGGCAAUGGAAAUGAAGGUUCUUGGUUUUAUAUCCUUCCUUUUUACAAAUUAAGAUCUACCGGUGACAAUAUUGUACUGGGUGACAAAGUAAUACUAAACCCAGUCAAUACCGGUCAACAGGUUUUGCAUGUAUCUGCCAACCACGAGCUUCCCGAUAACCCAGGAUGUAAAGAAGUGAAUGUUGUUAACGGAAACACUUCAUGGAAAGUGACACUCUUCAUGGAACACAAAGAAAAUUCUGAUGAUAUUCUUAAAGGUGGUGACGUAGUACGUUUGUUCCACGCAGAACAAGAGAAAUUUUUAACCAUGGAUGAAUACAAGAAACAUCACCACGUAUUUUUGAGGACAACAAGUAGAGCUAGCGCUACUUCAGCUACCAGCAGUAAGGCGUUGUGGGAGAUUGAAGUAGUGCAGCAUGAUCCUUGCAGAGGGGGUGCAGGCCACUGGGACUCGCUCUUCAGAUUCAAACAUCUUGCCACUGGCCAAUACCUUGCCGCAGAUGUCAACAAUGAACAGAUAACGAAUCAGAUGAGAACGAAAUUUAGAGUAGAAGCGGCAGAUGUGCCAGCUUAUCAUCUUGUUCCAGUUGCUAAUUCCACAGAAAUCGCCUCUUUGUUCGAAUUAGAUCCUACAAGUUUAACCAGGGGGGACUCACUUGUGCCCCAAUCAAGUUACGUGAGAUUGCACCAUUUGUAUACGAACACUUGGGUGCAUUCUACAUCGUUGCCAAUCGAUAAAGAAGAAGAUAAGCCUGUGAUGUCAAAAGUUGGUUGUGCCACAAUGAAAGAAGACAAGGAAGCAUUCGCUCUGAUCUCUGUAUCUCCUGUAGAAGUUAGGGAUCUCGACUUCGCCAAUGACGCUUGCAAGUUACUUUCGUCGCUUUCUGUCAAAUUAGAGACUGGAACUAUUUCGAUUAAUGAAAGAAGAUCGUUGAAUAAUCUCCUUCAAGAUAUCGUCUAUUUCGUAGCAGAAUUAGAGAAUGAACAGAAUAAAACAGAAGCCCUAGAGUUGAUCGUUACAAAUCCUAACAGAGAUCGACAGAAAUUGCUUAGAGAACAGGCAAUUUUGAAACAGCUCUUUAAAAUUUUGCAGGGGCCUUUCAUCGAUGCUCCAAAUGGAGAUGGGCCACUCUUGAAAAUCGAAGAACUAGGUGACCCUCGUCAUGCUCCAUACAAGCAUAUAUUCAGGUUGUGUUACAGAAUUCUCCGUCUUAGCCAGCAGGAUUAUAGAAAAAAUCAGGAGUACAUCGCCAAACACUUCGGUUUCAUGCAAAAGCAAAUCGGUUAUGAUAUAUUAGCAGAAGAUACAAUAACAGCUUUAUUGCACAAUAAUCGUAAACUCUUAGAAAAACAUAUUACUCCUGCGGAGAUAGAAACAUUUGUUGGUUUGGUCAGGAAGAACAUGAGUACUUGGGAAUCUCGUUUCCUCGAUUAUUUAUCUGACCUAUGCAUAUCCAACAAAAAAGCAAUACCUGUUACACAAGAACUUAUCUGUAAAAGUGUUCUCAGCCAGAAAAAUUCUGACAUAUUGAUUGAAACUCGAAUAAUGAAGACACAGGUUGAAGUUGAGGAUAUUUCAGAAAGUCAACUUGCCGAAAAUAAAGAAGAUGAAUUGCAAGAACCUGUUACCUUAGUUGAGGAGUGUCAGGUGGUUUUACUGUGGAAUAAUAGACAAAAAUCGAUGCCGCUUGUAGAAAUGUGCAGGAAUGCUAAAAUGAACAAAGAUCAACAGGCUAUUUUGGACUAUUACAGGCAUCAGUUGGAUCUGUUCUCAAAUAUGUGUCUCAACAGACAGUACUUGGCUUUGAACAAUCUCUCUCCACACUUAGAUAUAGAUCUGAUUUUGAGGUGUAUGGCAGACCAGACUGUCAGUUUUGAUCUUAGAGCUUCUUUCUGUAGACUUAUGUUGCAUCUCCAUGUAGAUCGAGAUCCACAAGAACCUGUUACACCAGUAAAAUAUGCAAGAUUGUGGUCUGAAAUACCAGCCAAGAUGUCCAUCCAUGAUUAUGACACAAACAAAACUCCUGAUCCGAACAAAGAAGCAGUUAGGUCUAGAUUUGACGGAACUAUCUCCUUUGUCGAAGAUUACUUGUGUAAUGUAGUUGCUAAAAUGUGGUCAUUUUCAGACCAAGAGCAAAAUAAGUUGACUUUUGAGGUAGUAAAACUGGCUAGAGAAUUAAUCUAUUUUGGUUUCUAUAGUUUUUCUGACUUGCUUAGAUUAACGAAAACUUUGCUCAGUAUUUUGGAUUGUGUGUCAGAAAAUGAUUACAUUGAUGGAAGGUUGCCUCGAAGUGAAAUUGAAUCUGACGACUACCAAAUUGUGGGAAAAAGAGCUGAAGGAGGAGUUUUACGUACAAUUGGGGACAUGGGAGCUGUGAUGACUUCGCUGGCGUUGGGUCCAGUUGGUAGAUCUGUUGUAAAUACAAGUUCAGUCCAGAACAAAUCUUCUCAUAAAGAGUAUCCGUUGGUAAUGGACACAAAAUUGAAAAUAAUAGAAAUUCUAGAAUUUAUAUUGGAUGUUCGCCUAGACUAUAGGAUAAGCUGUUUGCUCAGUAUAUUUAAGCAGGAAUUUGAUGAGAGUGGAAAGAAUAAUAUGGGCGACUCACUCAAUAUGCACAAGAAUAUAGAUUUAGAAUCUAUCGGUAGUCAAGCGGAAGGAAUUUUUGGUAGCAGCGAAGAAUGUGCAGUUUUAGAUCUUGACGGUCAUGGUGGUAGAACCUUUUUAAGGGUUUUAUUGCAUCUGGUCAUGCAUGAUUACCCUUCUUUAGUUUCCGGUGCGUUGCAUCUUCUAUUCAGGCAUUUUAGUCAAAGACAAGAAGUGCUGCAAGCAUUUAAACAGGUACAAUUAUUAGUAUCAGAUAGCGAUGUUGAGUCGUAUAAGCAAAUUAAGUCAGAUUUAGAUGUACUUAGACAAUCUGUUGAAAAAUCUGAGCUCUGGGUAUAUAAAUCAAGAAGCAUUGAUGAUCAUUCUUCAACAAUUAAAAAGAACAAAGAUGAUGACGAAGAAACAAUUAUAAAAUUGUCUAGUCGUUCUAUACUGGAAAAGAAAGGAUCAGCUAUAAAUUUAGAUGUUGGCCCCCCUUUGCAACAAGAACAAGCCGAUGAGUAUAAGAAGAUUCAGCAGAUACUGAUGCGUAUGAAUAAACUGUGUAUUCAGACAUCACCAAGUGGAUUGAUUAAACCAAGAAAGCACGAGCAGAGGCUUUUGCGUAAUGUUGGUGUGCACACAGUUGUAUUAGAUUUACUUCAGAUACCUUACGAUGAGAAGGAAGAUGUUCGCAUGAACGAACUGAUGAGACUUGCCCACGAAUUUCUACAGAAUUUCUGCUUAGGCAAUCAGCAGAAUCAAGUUUUGUUAUACAAGCACUUGGACUUAUUUUUGAAUCCUGGUAUAAGGGAGGCUCAAACAGUGUGUGCAAUAUUUCAAGACAAUUCUACAUUGUGCAAUGAAGUUAAUGAGAAAGUUAUUCAGCAUUUUGUUCACUGCAUCGAAACUCACGAGAGACAUGUGCAGUAUUUGAAAUUUCUGCAGACUGUAGUUAAGGCAGAAAAUCAAUUCAUAAGAAAAUGUCAAGAUAUGGUCAUGCAAGAGUUGGUUAAUGCUGGUGAAGAUGUUUUGAUAUUUUAUAAUGAUAAGGCAUCCUUUAGUCAUUUUAUCGAGAUGAUGCGAUCUGAAAGACACUGUAUGGACGAAGGUAGCUCUUUGAAAUACCACGUGGAACUAGUCAAGUUGUUAGCUUGCUGUACAAUGGGGAAAAACGUUUAUACAGAAAUCAAAUGCCAUAGUUUGCUGCCAUUAGACGAUAUUGUAUCCAUAGUGGUCCACCCAUACUGCAUUCCAGAAGUCAAAGAAGCAUACGUAGGCUUUUUGAACCACUGCUAUAUUGAUACCGAAGUGGAGAUGAAAGAAAUUUAUACCUCUAGUCAUAUGUGGACAUUGUUUGAGAAGUCGUUUUUGGUUGAUAUGGCUGAUAUAGCAACAGGUCCAACUGAUAGAAAACAUCCAGAUAAAGCUUUAGAAAAUUAUGUCACCAAUUGUGUUAUGAAUAUUAUUUCUACAUUCUUCAGCUCUCCAUUUUCAGAUCAAAGUACCACUGUUCAGAAACACCUGCAUGAGGCAAAGAUAUAUUGGAGCGACUUGCCAAUAGAAAACUUGGAAGAUUUUGAUCCAUUUACAGUUAUAGUACCUCUUAAACAUUGCCCGCCAGUAACAGCUGAUACAAGACAACCUAUUUUUGUACAAUUACUGCAGUCUGCAUUUAGAGUUUCACAAUGCACUUGGUUGUCUCCUUCUCAACGUUUUAAUGUAGAAAAUUGCAUUAGGACCUUAUCUGAUGUUGCUAAAAAUCGGGGAAUAGCUAUUCCCUUGGAUUUAGAAAGCCAAGUUGCUGCUAUGUUCAAUAAAGCAACAAUAUUAACAAGACAAACUAGCAAAUGGCUGCAAGCUUCCAAAACCCCUAAAAUAGAAAGAUCUCAGUCCCAGUUGAUGAAGUUAGAUAGGAGUAUAAUUGAAGGUCUGCAAGAUAUAGUGUCGCUUUUAGAAGACCAGUUGAAACCACUGGUGCAAUCUGAGUUGUCUCUCUUAGUUGAUGUUCUCUAUAGGCCAGAAUUACUCUUUCCAGUAGGAUCUGAUUCUCGAAAGAAAUGUGAGAGUGGUGGAUUCAUAAGAAGACUUAUAAAGCAUACCGAACAACUUCUGGAAGAAAAGGAAGAAAAAUUGUGUGUCAAAGUGUUGAAAACUUUGAGAGAAAUGAUGGCUAUAGAUCCGGAGUAUGGUGAAAAGGGAGAUGUGUUAAGGAAUAGUUUACUUGCUAGGUACUUUGGUAAAGCUUUCAUACAAAAACAUGAUACCGUUGCUUUAGGAAACUACCAAAUAGCAGCUGUCAUGCAUGGUCCAGGAGCGAAAAUCCUGAGUAGAGCGGGCCGUACAUUACACGAAGUGCAAACUCAUUUGGACAGAGAAGGCGCUUCAGACCUGGUUGUUGAGCUGGUUAUAAACUCCAUCAGUUCCCCAAUGAUCUUUGGGGAAGCAGUGGAACUAGGAAUAGCUCUUUUAGAAGGUGGAAACCCCAUCAUACAAAGGAGCAUGUUCCAAAAAUUAGUUGUCGGAGAUCUGAGCUUAUCGUUCUUCAAGGUUUUUUAUGAUAAAAUGAAGGAUUCUCAACAAGAAAUAAAAUCGACCGUGACAGUGAAUACCUCGGACAUAGCUGCUAAAGCGCACGAAGACAAACAAGAUGGUAAAGAAUUGGAUAAGAUAUCAAAAAAACAAAAUGGGAAAAUGAACGGCAUCCAGAUAAGUGAUGAACUUAGGGAGGAGCUACAUAGGGCUGCGGAAACGACGUCUCAAGCUUACGCCCAAAUUCGAAACAUGGGUGCAGGAGAUGAAGUGGCUGUAGCACAAGGUUCAGCAUCAGCAUUUGAAGAAUUGCUCGCCGAGAAAUUGGAGAAAAACAGAGAAAGAGAAGAACAAAACAUGCUCUCUAAUAAGAUAUUAAUUAUGCAGCCUAUUCUUAGAUUCCUACAACUCCUUUGUGAAAAUCACAAUCCUGCCCUGCAGAAUCUUCUUCGCAAUCAGAAUAACAAAACAAAUUACAAUUUGGUAUCCGAAACAUUAAUGUUCCUUGACUGUAUCUGUGGUUCUACAACUGGAGGUUUAGGACUGCUUGGACUCUACAUAAACGAGAAUAAUGUUGGACUCAUCAAUCAAACGUUGGAAACGUUAACUGAAUAUUGCCAAGGACCAUGUCACGAGAAUCAAAAUUGUAUAGCUACACACGAAUCGAAUGGUUUAGAUAUCAUAACUGCUCUUAUAUUGAAUGACAUAAAUCCUCUAGGUAAAACAAGGAUGGAUUUGGUUUUAGAAUUAAAGAAUAACGCUUCUAAACUAUUGCUUGCUAUUAUGGAAAGUAGAGGUGAUAGCGAGAACGCAGAAAGGAUACUCUACAACAUGAAUCCUAAACAACUUGUCGAUGUUGCCUGUCGGGCAUUCCAUCAAGAGUCCUCUGAAGAAGAUGACGAUCUGGACGACAGUGGGAUAAAUGAUGCUGUAUCACCGAAAGAAGUCGGUCACAACAUUUACAUCCUUUGUCAUCAACUGGCACAACAUAACAAGGAAUUGGCUGCAUUACUUAAACCUACAGAUUUUGCACUUGAUCUCAAAAUGCAGAAAGCACUUAUGUAUUACGCUACCCACACUGCUCAAAUUGAAAUCGUAAGACAUGACCGAACGUUGGAACAAAUUGUAUUUCCAAUACCGGAGAUAUGUGAAUAUAUAACAACUGAUACGAAGAUCAGAGUCUUGAACACAGCCGAAAGAGAUGAUCAAGGUUCAAAAGUUGCGGACUUUUUUGAUCGAACCGAUGCCAUGUUUAAUGAGAUGAAAUGGCAGAAGAAGUUGAGAGCACAACCUGUUUUGUUUUGGGUGAGCAGCUAUAUGUCCUUAUGGAGUAACAUAUUGUUCAAUUGUGCCGUGUUGAUAAAUUUGAUAGUAGCGUUUUUCUAUCCGUUUGAGUACACUCUACCUAAUAUCAGUUCAAGUAUUUCCAUAUUGAUCUGGCUUGCCAUGUUAGCGUCUGCAACUAUUGUUGUAACCUUACCAAGAGAAAUGGGAAUAAGGACAUUAGUAGCAUCAACUAUAUUGAGACUGAUAUUUUCUUUAGGUCCAGAGCCAACGUUAUGGCUUUUGGGCUCAGUAACUAUAUUACUCAAAGGUAUUCAUCUAGUCAGUAUCAUGGGAAACCAUGGAACCUUAACUAAAACUUACCAGCAGAUACUCACAGAUGCUGAACUUGUGUAUCACUUGGCAUAUCUUGUGUUUUGUAUGCUGGGCCUUGUUAUGCACCCGUUCUUCUAUUCUGUUUUGUUGUUUGAUGUUGUCUACAGAGAAGAGACUCUGUUGAACGUUAUAAGAUCUGUAACAAGAAAUGGUCGAUCUAUUAUCUUAACAGCAGUGUUGGCCAUGAUUUUAGUAUAUAUGUUUUCAUUGAUUGGUUAUAUGUUCUUCAAGGAAGAUUUUAUUGUUAGUGUUAACGUUAAAACUGAAGAGGAUUGUGAAACAAUAUCCAGGCAAACUGGACACCAUUACAUCGAAGAUGGUGGCUUUUGUAAGCAGGUUGAUGAUGGUGAGGAGAAAAGAGAACGUGCUUGUGAUUCCUUGAUAAUGUGUAUUGUAACUACGUUGAAUCAGGGCUUAAGAAAUGGAGGGGGUAUUGGGGACAUUUUAAGAGCACCUAGCAGUGAGGAACCACUUUUUGUCGCUCGUGUAGUAUAUGAUUUACUCUUCUUCUUUGUGGUGAUAAUCAUUGUACUUAAUCUGAUUUUUGGUGUUAUUAUCGAUACUUUUGCCGAUUUAAGAUCCGAGAAGCAACAGAAAGAACUUAUUCUAAAAAACACCUGCUUUAUUUGUGGUUUGAACAGGUCCGCAUUCGAUAAUAAGACGGUAAGCUUCGAAGAACAUAUAAAAUGCGAACACAACAUGUGGCAUUACUUGUACUUCAUAGUCCUGAUCAAAGUGAAAGACCCUACUGAAUUUACUGGCCCUGAAAGCUACGUUUAUGCAAUGGUAAAAGCAUCAAAUCUCGAUUGGUUUCCGAGAUUGCGAGCAAUGUCGCUGGCUGCUGUAGAAGGAGACGGCGAACAGAUCGAACUUAGAAGCCUACAAGCUCAACUUGAAACCACUCAAAUAUUAGUUACAAACUUAUCUCAGCAACUGAUGGAUCUGAAAGAUCAAAUGGCGGAACAACGUAAGCAGAAACAGAGAUGGGAACUUCUUAAUUCUGCCUCUGUCGCCCAAUUAAAUCUUCCUAAUUUACAAUAAUACAGCCAAGUAGUAUCGAUCUAAAUCUGAGUGUGCUCAAAUAUUUCUAAAACAUCUUUCUGCAUUUAUACGAUCGUGGCUUCGAUUUGUUAUUUAAAUAUUUCUUUUUAACGAUUAUUGAAUGAUUUAGUUGAAGAUGACAAUCUAUAAUUUUUCAAUAAAAUGGGUCUAUUGACUCUUAAGUAUGUGUUAUACCUCUUCAGGAAGUGUGUUGUAUAAUAAUUUAAAUGAAUGCACAGUUUUUGUCCAUAAUAUAUUUUUAAGUGAAUCAAUGUCUGUUGUCUUUACUGCAAUAAAAGAGCAUAUUAUAACGUU